AAGGAAUUUAAGUUACCACGAUGGCCAGCCAAGGAGGAGACAGCUCAGGACACGUAGAGAAAGAUGGUCACUCAGCGGAGCAUGUUACUACAGGCCAAGAAAUAAGCUUUACAGAAACAGAUGCUGUAUAUAAAAGUGCAUUCGUUCUCGACCCUGCUGAGGAAUACCGGAUGAACCACAAACGGCGUGGUCUGGCCCUCAUCUUCAACCAGGAGAUAUUCUACUGGCACCUUCGGCUGAACACUCGAUCAGGAACCAACACCGACAAACUUAACCUUAUCAAAAGGUUUGAAGAUCUCGGGUUUGAGGUAAAGGCUUAUGAUGAUUCCAGACGUGCCGACGUUAUCCAAAUAAUUACAGAAGCUGCAGAUGCCAAUCACGCUGAUGCAGACUGCUUUGUCUGCAUUUUCUUGAGCCAUGGCCAAAAUGGCCAUAUCUACACCUACGAUGACAAGAUUGAGAUCCAAGACAUCACGGCUCUCUUCAAAGGAGAUAAAUGUCAGAGCCUCGUGGGGAAACCCAAGAUCUUCAUCCUACAGGCUUGUCGUGGGGACAAACACGAUGACCCUGUGACACCUAUGGAUGCGGUUGACAGCAAGAUAGCCAAUGAGACGGUGGUGGAUGCUGGGGUGAUGUACACCCUGCCAGCAGGGGCGGACUUCCUUAUGUGCUACUCUGUGGCAGAAGGUUUUUACUCCCACCGUGAGACAGUGAACGGCUCUUGGUACAUCCAGGACUUGUGUCAGCUUCUGCGACAGUAUGGUUCCACGCUGGAGUUUACUGAGCUCCUGACACUCAUCAACCGCAAGGUGUCUCAGCGCAGUGUGGGUAUGAGCAGUGAUCCAGCCGCCAUCGGCAAGAAACAGGUGCCCUGUUUCGCCUCCAUGCUCACAAAGAAGCUCUACUUCAGACCUAAGAAAGGGGUUUGAGUGGUGCGCAUGCACACACACACACACACACACACACACACACACACACACACACACAUAUAUACACAGAGAGAGAGAGUAGGAGAUUCCAGCUCAAUGAUUCCAGUAUAUGUGAAUUUCUUUCAAGUUUUUAAUCUUCAGAGCAAUAAUGGGGUGUGAGUCCAUACAGCAUGGAUGACGGUUGCUGUAUGCAGGUGUGCAACUAGACGACUCUUAAUAGGUUUACAGUUUUGAUUCCAGGGCCUUUCUGAACUUCAUUCAUGUGUUGUGUCAUCUCUAUGUUCCAUGUCGUGAGCUUGCCUUUUGUGAAUAACAUCUUCAAACAGGAUGGAGAGGAGCAGUAUGGGAAACGGGUGCCCUCUCAGGCUUCGUUCAGUUCUCUCAUCCACAUUUGCUAGAAACUCAUCCACUGCUGUCCAACCUGUUUUACAUUAUUGUUCAAAGAAGGAAAGCACUCUGUCUGGGUCCUGUUUGAUUACCGUAAAUGUUGCGAUUGUGAAAUUCCAAUUCCAAGCUGUUUAACAGGCUUAACUUUGUGCACACAUAUUUAUUGGACAUACCUCUGCAGUUAAGAACGCAAAAGAGCUCUGAACAUAUAUAAUAAAUAUGGAUAGAAGGGACCUGAUCUGUUUUUGAGAUACCAGCUGCCGAAGUUUAUGAUUUUUAUCUGGUCUGAUGGUGUUUUUAUAUA
Messenger RNA from Electrophorus electricus (electric eel), 1620 nucleotides. RefSeq names its product caspase-6. Gene Ontology annotation, biological process: proteolysis; positive regulation of neuron apoptotic process; apoptotic process. The record is from RefSeq and is a predicted model, not a curated record. Gene Ontology annotation, molecular function: cysteine-type endopeptidase activity. Gene Ontology annotation, cellular component: cytoplasm. Lineage: Eukaryota; Metazoa; Chordata; Actinopteri; Gymnotiformes; Gymnotidae.